Molecule: messenger RNA, 3394 nt
Organism: Bursaphelenchus okinawaensis
Lineage: Eukaryota; Metazoa; Nematoda; Chromadorea; Rhabditida; Aphelenchoididae
Source: the annotation of a GenBank genome assembly
AUGAAGCUUCUGAGAUUAUCAUUACUAUUAUAUGUAAGUCGCUUUAGCUUAAAUGUUUGUUUAAUUAGGCCUAGAAGGAUCUUUGAAUGUUUCUCAUUAGGCUUAAAAGAUAUCUGAAUGUUCUUAAAAAUUAGGCCAAAACGCUUUUUGAAAUAUACUAAAAUUCAAAAAAAAUUAUUUUAGAUACUUGAGAGUACCAUAGCCGACUGGAGUCAAGAUGACUGUCAAACGAAUGAAGUUUUCGUGGAAUGUGGGUUCUGUGAAGGCACUUGUAACAUGCCUAUUGUGGUAAGACAGAAAUGUUUUUUAAAUUAAUAAGACAAUCAUAUUAUACCUCAUUUCACAGCUAUUUUUAUCCGUUAAUCUUAUUUUAGCUUAACUAAAACUCUACUCUUUCAGCUAAACUGCUCCACAGUCUGUCGCCCACCUCGAUGUGAAUGUCAAGCACAGACCGGCUUCGUGAGAGCUCACGAUGGAGCUUGUAUCCGACUGACUGAUUGUGAAACCUACAUUCCACCUUAUAAAAUGGACGCUCGUCAACUGCUAACUCGACCUCACGUCACUUUGAAAGGCCGGAAUGAACAAAACCACAAAAUGCCAGACCAAAUGCCAUACUAUAUCCAUUCUGGUAGUAUGCCUAGUCAACGACCCAUGAAGCCACAGAGGUUGCCUGAUCAGAACGUUACUCUACCUAAUGCGCCAUCACCUAGUACUAACCAAAAUCGAAAACAACCGGUUCUACAAGGACCAACCAGUACCAAUUAUGGACGUUUUGGAAUGGGCAAUAAGCGACCGGUCGGAUUGGAAAGAAACAGAUAUCAAGGUUUGCCUCCAGCUAGCCAAAUUGACCAGGUUGGUCGCCCUAGUGCUCAGCCAAAAAACGGCCAACCAGCUGGUACUUCUAGUCUCAUGGCAGAAGUACCAGCUGGUCAAACCCAACAAUAUGGUGAUGAAGGGCCUCAGAAGUUCAGUGAUGAAAAGCAAGGACAAUAUGGAGAGGCUGAAGGUAAUUCUGGAGUUGGAGCAUCUAAAGCAACAUCUGAGCAUAGUAAUUCUGAAGACAGUUUUGAUUCCGAAACUGACAAUAACCAUGAACUGUAUUCAGCUGAUGUUGUUCACAUGGAGGGUGACAAUCCAGACGUUUCAGAAGACAAAGAAUCAGGUUAUGAUAGUGAUCAAGCUUCUCUGAAGCGUUUUCAUGAUGAAAAGCCUAAUGCUAACAGGCAGAACAAGAUAUUGAGUAAAGCUCAUCAUAAAGAGCAAAUGGGUGUAGAUAGAAAUAGGAAAGACGUUCAUAAAGAUGACAAUGAUGAUGGUGACAAGCAUGAACAUGAUAAAAAUAACGAUGAAGACAAAGAAAACGAAGAUGUAGAUAAUAAUGGAGGUGAAAGGCAUGAAGAUGAAGAGUCGGCUUCAGAUGAUUCUGUAGAAGUUUCUGAGAAAGAAUUGAAGAAGGCUACGGUGGUCAAGGUAAAAUAUAACAACAAGGAAAGUAAAGGACCUCAUCUUCAACAAGAUGUUUUAUCAAAAGAUGAAAAAAACAAUGAAGAAUUAGUUAACAUGAACAUUAAAGAUGUUAACCAAGAAAAAUUAGAAGAAGAGAAGCUAGAAAAGCAGAAGCACAGAGAUAUGGCUAUACCUAAUAAGCUGAUUCAUAAUCAAAACCAGAAAUCAAAACUUACUGCCAAAAGUGUAAUAGUAGAUCAAGAUACAUCAAUAGAAUCUACGGAACAACUAUCAUCAUUAAACAAAGAAAUUGAUGGUGAUAGUGAGGAUCAGGACUUACUGUCUUCUACUUUAUUACCAAACAAGGUCAGACAGACGUUAUCUAACAGAAGCUUUAGAAAUUCUACAAAAUAUCGAAAGAAUAUAGCUAUCAAACUACCUCAAAAUCAAAAGAAAAAACUUAACAUUCAGAGAUGAUACCAAUAGUUCAACUAAACGUGGCACUAACUCUGAUGUCUCAGCCAAAGACAGUAGUAAAGACAACGAGAAAAACCCUAAAGACAAUGAUAAGACGGUGAAGCAUAGAGAUGAUGCAACAGAAUUGCAGUUCCCAUUAGAUGAAACAACUGACGACGUCUACGAUGAGUUUGAAGACAUCUCAAGCAACAAAAACGAUGACAAGUCAUCUGAAAAAGCGAAAAAUCAGAAUAUGGAGAAGAUGAAGAUGAUGAAAAGCGGACUGUCUAGUCGUAGAACGUCGUUUGGCAGUAAUAGUAGUAAGACUGUAAGAGACAGCAAUGCAAACCACAAAAAUGUAAAAAAUAAUAUCAAAGAAGAUGAAAUUAUUAGGAAUGGCACGAAAAGUACACAAGUGAGUACGAAGGACGACAAAUUAAAAGAAACAGUACCGAAGAGUAAAAAUAGUGUCAGUUUUGUAAACGAAAGAUUCGGCCGAAGAAAUAUGGAAAAAGAAGCCAGAAGGGACAUAACCUUGGUCGAUAAACAACGUAGAAAAGAUACGAUAGCUAUUUCUGAAGAAGAAAAGUCGACUGAAUCUUUAGCUGUCGUAUCAGGUGUCAAAAGUAUGGUAAAAAAAAAUGAUGAUAAUGUUGUUGAUGAUUCUACUGAUAGUGAUCAUACUAAUCAAAGAAAAAAUAUUGCUACAAGCAGUAGUGAUGGUAAGAAUAGUACUACAAUUACUAAAGCCAGCACCACUAAGAGUGCUGACUCAAAAAGUGAGGAUGUAGGUAUUGCUGACAGUAAAAACGAGACUGUAUUUACUACAAACAAAGGUACUAUAGAGAAGAGUAACAACACGUUGGUGGACAAUGAAAAGCUAGAUGACCCAGAGGAUAUGUUUGACUUUAUAUCUGGUUCUAAACAACAAACGAAGCCGGUAGGGGAAAUGCCUUUACCACCAUCUCCACAAUACCAUGUGGUAGACAGUAGCUCCAUCAGACCGCCGGCAGGUUAGUUAGAAUAUAUUAUAUAUUACUUUAUAUAACUGUUAGGUUGUUCAAAUAGUUAUGCGCCCCUUAAGAGCAAAAACUUGCUUUGAGAAGGGGCACAGAAUUAUUUGAAAAACAUAAUAGAAGCGGCUGUUGAUUCUAUCACAAAACAAGUUUUUAAAGUUAAACCUGUAGUGAUAAAUUUAAAAAUUUUUAAAAAGUUAUUUUUUAUCACCCUCAAGGCAAAAUUGCUCGUCUUACGCUACCUUUAUAGAAAAACUAACUAAACUUGCUUUUCAGCAGAUAUUCAACCACCUGCGCCAAGUCCAGAACCUAAACAUUAUGACAAAUUGAAAGAAAAACAUGCUCGUUCUUUAGAAGUGGCAGUAGAAAAGGAUGAUAACAUUGAUUCAUCAGCUCCAUACGGCUACAAAAUUCACAGAAGUCGACGAUUUUUACGAUUAAAAGCCCUGCCAAAAAUUCAAAAUGUUAAAAUUUAA